AUGGUUCCUAAAGACUUCCUGACCCAACAUCAGUCCAAAAGCGUCUACUCAGAUGACGAUGACGAUGAUGAUGAUGAGUGGGAGGACACAGACUCUGAAGGCGACUUUGACUCUGAAGGCGGGUUUUCGGGUGACGAGAACACGGAGGGCCGCGGCCCGGAGUUUCUCUUUAUGGACGAAGAGACGAAGAGUCGAUUCACGGAGUACUCGAUGACAUCGUCCGUGAUGCGGAGGAACGAGCAGCUCACCCUGCUGGACGACCGCUUCGAAAAGUUUUACGAGCAGUUUGAUGACGACGAGAUCGGCGCUCUGGACAACGCAGAGCUGGAGGGCUUCAUCCAGCCGGACAGCGCUCGCCUGGAAGAAGUGAUCAAAGACUAUUUCAUACAGAAAGAGAAAGAGGCUAUUUGUGGCCACCGGUGUUUUGCCUACCUGUUGCUCUUUGCUAAGCCAGUAGGCUACACUGUUGAUGAUGAGGAGGAAGAAGAGAUGGAAACUGUUGUUAUCAAAGCUCCGGAAGAGAAGUGGGACUGUGAAACCAUCAUCAGCACAUAUUCCAACAUAUAUAACCGACCCAAGAUCAUUCAGGAACCACCAUCGACCAAGCCGAUCCGCGUGUCCAGUAAGACGGGCAUCCCUCUGGACGUCCUUCCUGCCAAAGGCCUGACCGCCAAGCAGGCGGAGCGCAUGACUCGGAUCAACGACUCGGACCUGCCCCGAGUCUCCACCCAGCACCGCGACAAGGAGGAGAGCAAAGAGGAGAGGAAGGCCAGGAAACAGGCCAUCAAGGAAGAACGCAAGGAGCGGCGAGUGGAGAAGAAAGCCAACAAGAUGGCGUUCAAGGAAGAAAAAGUCCGCCAGGAGAAGCAGAUGUUGAACCUGAGAACAAACGUUCAAGGCCUGAAGCUUUAGCAACAAACUGCCAGCACAGACUUUUUACCCGUUGGUGGCGGACACGCCGCUGUUCACCUCACUGGAGCCAAACAAAGGAGGACGGACGGGGUGCUGAGAGGCUCGGGUUCUCUCAUAUCAUCAACACAGAGUUAAUUUAAUAAAAAGGAGUAAAAAACCAGGUCUUGUCAUCAUGUUACAGCAGGCUGAAAUCCAGGAAAUACCAAAGGCUUGGUAUUGAGUAGUGUAUUAAAAACGUAUGAGCCAAAAGUUGGUGUUGUACAUCUUUUCCUAUUAGUGAUCUCAUUUACUCAUCCUCUGAUCAGAUCUUGUCUGGUAUUUUGAGUAAUACGCUUUAUUGCAGAGAGUUAGACGAGAAGAUCAAUACCACUCACAUUCAACUCUUUGCCAGAAAGCAGAUUUUGUUGGAAAACAU
Molecule: messenger RNA, 1327 nt
Organism: Perca flavescens (yellow perch)
Lineage: Eukaryota; Metazoa; Chordata; Actinopteri; Perciformes; Percidae
Product: protein LTV1 homolog
Exons: 8
Coding region: 1-912 (303 amino acids)
Biological process (GO): ribosomal small subunit biogenesis; ribosomal small subunit export from nucleus
Cellular component (GO): cytosol; preribosome, small subunit precursor; nucleus
Source: RefSeq, a predicted model, not a curated record